AUGAAAAAUUCAAGACAGUUGUUGCCUGUGAAGAAUCAAAGUGACUUUCAGAGAAAUAUCCUGGACAGAAUGAGGGAGGACUCUGUCACUCACAUAGUGAAGCAGCACUUCCUCAUUCUGCUCUAUGGACAAAGACAGUACGAAAAAGUUGGAGGACAGCAGCAUAACUGGCAGUACAUAUCACAAAAAAUGAAAGAACUUGGUCGUUUUUUUAUCUCUUUGAGUGAUGCCAACAGUGAUGUUAAAUCACUAACUCAGUGUUUUUCCCCACAAAUGUUUGAUGCGGUUAUAACAUCAGGUAGAAAUGUUGCUGGCUAUGACAGCAAGGUGCACACAUUUGCCACGCCUUCGCUGGCCCUGAAGCUGGGCUACAGCCUGCAGAAAUGCUGUGGUAUUUUACGGAAUUCAGCCACACGAAAUGCGGAUGAGGAUUUGAAGAGAAAAGCCACUGACUUCCUUGAGCUAUACAAAGAUGAAUGGACAGAGAGAGUUUCUGUCCAUGCACAUGGAACAUUGAGUACGGCCAAGUACAACAGGCCACAAAUGUUGCCACUAGUGGAAGAUGUUGUUCUCUUGCACAAAUAUUUAGAGAAGGCCUCUGAACUUUGCAAGGACUGGGAUGAUGAAUCCAGAUACUUGGAGUUUGGCAAGAUCUGUCUGUGCCAGAUAAUACUCUGUAACAGGAAACGAAGUGGUGAAGCGCAACGGCUGAAAAUAUCAGAUUUCAACAACGGUUUAAAAGAUGGAAAUACCAUGAUCGAAACAGAAAUAAAAAAAGGCCUCAACAGCUCUGAGCUGAAACUUUGUGAAACUCACAAGCGCAUCGAGACAAGAGGGGAAAAAGGCAGAAAAGUUUCCUUGAUUUUAACUGAUAAAAUGGAAAAGAAUCUGAAGUUGCUGGUUGACAUGCGCAGACAAAUACAUGUCGAAAAUGACCACCUCUUCGCUAAACCCAGGAGCAUCUUCCCAAUCAGAGGGUGUGAUGCACUGAGGGAAAUGGCCAAAAAGAGUGGCGCCAAACAGCCCUCCAGAAUCACAUCCACCAAACUGCGCAUGCAGCUUGCAACUCUGUCACAAGUACUUGGCCUCACCCCCAGCAACCAAGAUCUCCUGGCUAAGUUUAUGGGGCAUGACAUAAGAGUACAUCGUAACAUUUACCAGCUUCACGAGACUACACUGGAGCUCGCUAAAGUAACCAAAGUGCUCCAUGCUUUGAACACUGGAAAGUUGUCUCUCCACGCAGGGAAAGACUUUGACUCGAUGAUGGCUGACCCUUCAGUGGAGGCUUCGAUGUUGAAGAUACAGACAGAAGAAGAAGCUCCAGAUAGAGAGAGCAAACAGCAGAAGAUGAAUGAAGAAUCGGCCAAAUCUAAAAAAAAGAGGCGGAGGACCUCUCCCCGAACCUGGACCGAGAACGAGAAGAGGGCAGUAAACAGUCAUAUGUCCGAGUUCUUUGACAAGCAGAGAAUUCUAGGAAAACUUGCCUGUGAGAAUAAAUUGAUCUGGCUGAUCCAAAAGUGUUAA
Molecule: messenger RNA, 1524 nt
Organism: Haliotis rubra (blacklip abalone)
Lineage: Eukaryota; Metazoa; Mollusca; Gastropoda; Lepetellida; Haliotidae
Exons: 5
Coding region: 1-1524 (507 amino acids)
Source: RefSeq, a predicted model, not a curated record